AUGUCGUCCGCAAAUAGCCUGUCUCACCGCCGAACGCAUAAUCUGCUUCUGAUAUCAAAGCUACUGAGCCUGCGGGACACAGCUUCCCCGCUGACCCUGGUACUGGACUCGCUGGAGCAGCCAGCCAACCCCUUGUUCAGAGAGUAUAUACGACGAGCACAGAUUUCAAAAGUCCACAUCACAUUUAUCUCAUUUGAGACAUUAAAGAAGCCCAAUGGUGUCGAUUCCUUCAUUUUUGCGCGACGGAAAAGGCCUGCUGAUGUGGCCAAAGAAGUGAUUGCUGCUUUCUCUGGCAAUUCACACCGACGGCGGCUGAUUAUUAUCGAUGCUAUCAAUGCCCUUCUUAGUAAACCGGAUGUCCAUCUGCCAUCCUAUCUAGGUUCACUCAUAGCUCCAGGGAAUGUCACUUCAGCACCCGUCCAGACUUCAUUGGUGGUGACGUAUCAUCAAGACGUCGUCCCCAUCAAGCCGCAUCAGAGUUAUGUACCGUCUGACCUGUCAAUGUUGAGUUACCUUUCAACAACGAUUUUGAAAUUGCACUCCUUGUCGCAUAUUCUCGCACAGAAAGCUGCUCACGACCGAAGUCUUGCAGCACCCGUGUUCGGGCUUGAAGAACGACAGGAGGGGGUUAUUCUGGGCAGGAUCGACCAAACGAAAGGCCAGGAACGUGUCGACGGCAUUGUGAUUGAAAUGGAGCAUCGGCGAAAAAGCGGCCGCGGUGUUGUUGAAUGGUAUUUUGUGCCGCCCGCAAACCGAUAUUUGCCCCAAGAGGUAAAGGAGGUGGUCAUAUUGCUAGAGGAUCAUCCCCUUUACAGACGACCAGAGGACGAUGCCGUCUCUGCGGAGCAGGCCGAGCCUGGAUCUACGUUUGAAUUAAAGCUCACAGAGCGCCAACGCCGUGAUAGAGAAGGUGUCGUUCUACCAUAUUUUGAUGCCCAACAUGGCGACGGCCCUGGAGAGGGAGGCCGAAUCCUGUAUGAUAUGGGAGAAGAAGACGAUUUUGACGAGGAAGAAGACGAGAUUUGA
Molecule: messenger RNA, 1026 nt
Organism: Talaromyces atroroseus
Lineage: Eukaryota; Fungi; Ascomycota; Eurotiomycetes; Eurotiales; Trichocomaceae
Exons: 3
Coding region: 1-1026 (341 amino acids)
Biological process (GO): tRNA wobble uridine modification
Cellular component (GO): cytosol; nucleus; elongator holoenzyme complex
Molecular function (GO): tRNA binding
Source: RefSeq, a predicted model, not a curated record